AUUUGGUUCGUUGAUCAGACGUUGGUUGGUGCAUCCGGUUUCUUCGCGGGAUAUAGGCUUAUUUUCAACAAGACAAUGCCACCAAAAAUGAAAUUUGUGGAAGGAGAGAAGGUUCUCUGUUUUCAUGGACCACUUCUAUAUGAAGCAAAGUGUGUGAAGCAUGAAACAAAAGACAACAAGGUCAGAUACUUCAUCCAUUACAAUGGCUGGAACAAAAAUUGGGAUGAAUGGGUACCAGAAAGCAGAGUGUUGAAAUGUAACGAUGCAGGUCAGAUGAAACAGAGAGAGUUACAUAAAGCUCACCAGCAGCGAAGACAGGCAAGGGCUUACUCAAGAAAGCAAGAGAAAGAGAAGGAAAAGGAGAAGGAAAAAGAAAAAGACAAGGACAAAGACAAGGAUAAAGAUAAAGAAAAAGACAAAGAAAAGAAGGAAAAAGAAAAGGACAAAAAGGACAAAGACAAGGAAAAGGACAAAAAAGAAAAGGAAAAAGAUAAAGAAAGAAAAGAGAAAGAGAAAGAAAAAAAAGAAAAGGACAAAGACAGAGAAAAAGAAAAGGAAAAAGACAAAGAAAAAGAAAAAGAUAAAGAACGAUCAGAAACACCCACCAUUGAAAAGGGCUCUAAGCAAAGAGGAGGUUCUGUCAGUUCCCAGUCAAGUACAUCGGCCAGUAAACAGGAGUCGAGUGGUACAGAGGCACCUGCUGCCGAACUCAAACGCAAGAGGGCCAAAUCGGAUUUAGUUUCAGAAUUGACGCCAACAUCAGAGCCGUCGACUGGAACUCCAACUUCCUCAAACACAGACCAACAGAAGAGGAAACGAAUGCGAGCAGAAACACCUUCAGAUCCAACUCCCGUGUCUACACCGACACCAGAGCCUGUUGCACCUGUCACAUCCAUUAUCCCGACAACAACAGCAGCCACCGCAUCCACAACUGUUGGUUCAGUAGCCACACCCACAACUGCUGAUCAGAAGAGGAAGCGUACGAGAGGUGCAGUGGAGGCCGUUAUUGAAUCGGAGGAAGCAUACCUAGCCAAAGUAGAAGUUAAAAUAAAAAUACCUGAUGAACUAAAACCGUGGUUAGUGGAUGACUGGGAUCUCAUUACACGACAAAAACAGUUAGUAUCACUUCCCUGUAAAUCAACUGUUGACAAUAUUCUGGAUGAAUAUGUAAAAAGCAAGACAACCAAGGGUAACAGUUGUAACAAAGAUGCAGUCAUUGAAGUUACACAAGGAAUCCGAGAAUACUUUAAUGUUAUGCUAGGCACACAACUUCUCUACAAAUUUGAAAGGCCGCAAUAUGGUGAGAUAGUAAAGGAACAUUCUGACAAACCAAUGUCCAGUAUAUAUGGUGCUGUUCAUCUAUUACGACUAUUUGUCUCCAUCAAAGUAAAACUUGGUGGCAUGCUGGCCUAUACCUCCUUAGAUGAGAAAAGCAUUCAACUUCUACUGACCCACCUGCAGGAUUUCCUGAGGUACAUGCAGAAAAACUCUGCCAUCCUGCUGAACAUGAAUGAUUUCAUAGUGGCACCUCCAGAUUACCAUCGAAAGGCCAUUUUAUGAAGACAUUAUAACUUACAUCUCAACUUGUAUGUUUUACUUUCAAUGGAGGAUGGAAUCAUGACCUGGCAGAGACACUUAAUCUGAACUGUGGAGUCAAAUUAAUUCUGAAAAUUUUAUGUUGGGUUUCCAUAUACACUAUACUGCAAUUUACCUUAGACAUUUAAAUUUUAAUCAAUGGAAGCAUUGAUAGUAUGAUGUCCAUAUUUGACAUUGUGAACUUGAAAUUUGGAUCCAAUUUUAGAGGUACUACUGUUAAUUAUUACUUUUAAAAGCAUGAUAUAUGAUGAGUAAUGACAAAAUUAUGAUGUACAUGUAAUUAAUUUCAAAUCACGAGAAUAAUCAGUCUUUUUUUCUGAAAUGAAACUCAUUUGUAUUGAUUCACUACUGUACAGUUAACAUUUCUCCGAAUCGGAGAUUUUAGUUCUGCAGCAUUGCACAAUUUACUGCAAAUAAAAUUGCAAAAUCCUUACACAGUAAGGAGGGUGAGAUUUUAGACCCAGAUUAUGGCAUGGUAGUUAAUUCCAAGAUCUAAUUUAUUACACUGUGUG
Molecule: messenger RNA, 2108 nt
Organism: Pecten maximus
Lineage: Eukaryota; Metazoa; Mollusca; Bivalvia; Pectinida; Pectinidae
Product: mortality factor 4-like protein 1
Exons: 15
Coding region: 76-1560 (494 amino acids)
Biological process (GO): regulation of DNA-templated transcription; chromatin organization
Cellular component (GO): nucleus; NuA4 histone acetyltransferase complex
Source: RefSeq, a predicted model, not a curated record